AUGCUCACCUUUGAGACUGAGUCGCUUCAGGGUGCUCAACCUAUUACUGAGAAGUUGACGAGCCUUCCCUUCUCCAAGGUCGCUCACCAGGUCUCGACCCUCGACGCUCAGCCCUCCAACGAGCAGGGUGGUAUCUUGGUCAUGGUCACUGGUGCUCUUCUGAUCGAUGAGGAGCAGCGGCCCAUGAACUACACUCAAACCUUCCAGCUCCAGCCCGAUGGCCAGGGCAGCUACUUCGUUUUCAACGACAUCUUCCGCUUGGUCUACGGUGCAUAA
Aspergillus chevalieri is the source of this 276-nucleotide messenger RNA. RefSeq names its product nuclear transport factor 2 family protein (gene NTF2). The transcript is spliced from 3 exons. Lineage: Eukaryota; Fungi; Ascomycota; Eurotiomycetes; Eurotiales; Aspergillaceae. The coding region runs from base 1 to 276 and encodes 91 amino acids. Gene Ontology annotation, cellular component: nuclear pore central transport channel. The record is from RefSeq and is a predicted model, not a curated record. Gene Ontology annotation, biological process: protein import into nucleus.